CAAACAGUUUGGUCAACUACAAGAGGAUUUCUGUCACCAGCACAGCUACUGUGAAAUUAUGGCAAAUAGUUAAGUGGGAUAGACAACAAAACAAAAUAGUUUUUAUCAAUUGUCAUCACAGACUUUAGGUAAAAAUUCGGACAUUUUUCCAGGAUGAAGAAGGAUGAUGACAAGCCUAUCCCUGCCAUGGGUCCGGGCAGCAGAAUCAGUGCUUUGCCUCCAAUGAUCCGAAAGCACAUAAAGAAAGAAGAUCUUGUAGUAACAGUGGACUACUCCACCACGGGACUGAAAGCUUUCCCAAACGAAGUCUUCAAGAACGAAGAGAUCAUGAAAUACGCUAAAUUCAUCUGGGCUCAAAAUAAUCGAUUAAAGAAACUACCUAAGCAGAUCUCGGAUCUUCCGAAACUCGAAUCCAUUAAUCUGUCUACAAAUACAAUAGGUGCUAUUCCUGGAACCAUCACAAAGUUAGCUAAUCUCACUAUGCUCAACGUCGAGAAAAACAACCUAAAAGCCUUACCAGCAACAAUUCAGAAAGCCCCUUCUAUCGUUACCAUCCUUGCCGCAGAUAACAAAAUAAAGUCGCUCCCCAAAAAUAUCCAAAAGUGUCCCGCUCUUGAACAUUUGGAUGUUUCUAGAAAUCAGAUCAAAAGUCUAAAAAAGAACGUCUAUGAACUAAAAGGAAGCGUUAAUGUUAGUGGUAACAAGUUGGUUGAUCUCCCGGAUGCUACUAUUAAAGCCCCUGCUCUCAAAUCCUUAAAUGUGUCCAACAAUGAAAUCAAUUACGUUCCCGAAUCCAUCAAUCAAGUGACAACCCUAACCUAUUUGGAUUUGUCCCACAAUGACUUAACAGAAAUUCCAGGGGAACUGGGUUUCCUAAAAUAUCUACAUUAUUUAAAUAUCUCCCAUAAUAAGUUAACCGAGUUACCAAAUGAAAUAUGUUCUUUACAGUUCUCUCUGGUGGAACUCCAGGCCAGUAAUAACAAGCUCAAAGCUCUUCCAGUAGGUAUCAACACAAUGAAAGUCCUGGAGACUCUGAAUCUAGCAGUUAAUGAACUAGAAGCAUUGCCCGAAAACUUUUUUGUACUGGAACAUCUGAAACAACUGAAUGUCUCGGAAAAUCAAAUUACCAGUAUUGAUGGCGUCCAGAAACUAACCCAAUUGCAGAUCCUGGAUAUUUCCAAAAACAGCAUUCCUAGUCUUCCUGAUGAUAUUGGUCAGCUGAAAAUGUUGAAAGAAAUCUAUUUUGCUGGCAACAGUGUUAGGAAUCUGCCGAUGGACAUAAACAAAAUUAGUACCCUUAAAUGUAUUGCAGCUCGUGGAAACAAAUUGUCGUUCUUCCCGGAUUCUUUGGGCGCUUAUCAACUACUUACGGACAUAGAUUUCAGCAACAACCGCAUUUCGGCAAUACCCAACGAUUUAACCCCACUGCGCGUGUUAGAGUCCCUAAAGCUCCACAAUAAUCACAUUUCAACUCUGCCGAAAGUUUUGGAAGCACACCAGUUUUUACGAGAGUUAGAUGUAUCCGCUAACUCGUUGACUGAUGUCCCGCUUCCGGCAACCAUAACGCAUUUAAAUCUUGCUGGAAAUCCAAUCCAUUUACCUUCGGGUGACGGACGUUCAUUGCUCAACACAAUUGGUGAAAAGGAACAUGCCAAACGAAUAACAUUCCUUGAUUUAUCGAGUAUCAAAAUGGACGAGAUUCCUCCUAGUUUGUGUCAUCUUAAGCUGCUGACAACCUUGAGGAUGUCUCACAACCUGAUCAAAGAUCUCCCCGAAGAAUUGUGUAAGUUAAGGAUGUUAGAGGAACUUGAUCUGGGCGACAAUGAUAUAGAAAAAAUACCAGAGAAAAUUGACUCUUUGCAGAGCUUGAAAAAACUCGAUUUAUCCCAGAACCGCAUCGUCGAAUUCCCAGUACCACUGACAGAGUUGCAUCAUCUGGAGCACCUCAAUUUGUCCUUUAACUGCAUCAGCAACCUCCCGGAAAACUUUGGCGAACUCAAUAAGCUUGUCUAUUUGAAUCUGUCCAAUAAUGAACUUUCGCAGCUACCGGAGGAUCGUAUCGAUGUUCUUGCGUCACUUCUUACGCUGAACGUUUCUAUAAAUCACAUAAAUGCCGUACCAACGGACAUGCCGUACCUGUACAGGAUUCAGACUCUUGAUGCAGCAAGCAACGACCUUAGUCAGAUCCCGAACGACAUCGUUAAAAUGACGUCGCUAGAAAAUCUCAAUCUCUCCGACAACCUUUUAGAAUCUUUGCCCGAAAGUAUAUGCAAGAUGCCAGCGCUAAAAAAAUUAGAUGUUUCAGAUAAUAAAAUUCGUUCUCUCCCAUCAAAAAUAGACUCUCUCCGUUCACGUGCUAAGGUGAACACGGCUUCUCAGUCAUCCUACAAAACGCGAGAGCCGAAGGAUCAACAAGCUCCAGGAGGAACUCAAACAGAUGGUAAAAGUUCUUCACGAUCAGCAAAGAGUCCAAGUAACGAUGAUUAAAUAAAAGUCGGAAAUUUAUAACUUUAUUUAUUUAUAUUUCUAAAUGGUUGCUCGUCUCUGUGAUCAGUCGUGUUCGGUCUUGACAUUUAAUGGGUGUGUUUAUUAGCGAGUCUUCGUACUGGUGGAACAAUUUGGGAGUCUGCUUAAUGAGUGUGUUUAGCGAGUUUUCUUACUUGUGGAGCAACUUGGGAAUCUGCUUGGGGCUUGUAAAGAACACAAAUGAUGUUAAACUGUCGAAUGUUGAGUCAGGUCUAUUUCCCGUGGAACCCGAAGUCUUCCUCACACAUUUGAUUCUAUUCCUGUGAGCAAUUAUUGUCCAGGUCAGGGAGUUAGAACUAAAUUUAUUUAUCUUCUAAAAGUUGCUCGUCUCUAUGAUCAAUUGCGUACGACCUUGGCAUUUAAUGAGGGUGUUUAGCGAGUUUUCUUACUGGUGGGCAACUUUAGGAGCCAGUGUGGAGCUCGCAAAUGACCGUAGAAAAUGUUAAGUCUUUUACAUCUGGACCUUGAAGUUUUCUCACACAUUUGAUUCAGUUUUAACACCCGCUUCCACCACCGAAGUGAUAUCGCGUUGUGAAUAAUAGUUAUUGUCCAUUAUUAUAUCAUCAUCGUCGUUUUUCAUGAAAUUGAUGUCUUCCCCUUAUUGUGUUGUAAUGGGUAUUACUGAAAAUGAAGCAGGUCUUUCAAUGGAAUUGUUACAAUAAACCUUGACGU
This is a messenger RNA of Patella vulgata (common limpet), 3198 nucleotides long. Its product is annotated as leucine-rich repeat protein lrrA. NCBI's taxonomy places the organism in Eukaryota, Metazoa, Mollusca, Gastropoda, Patellidae. The record is from RefSeq and is a predicted model, not a curated record. Bases 154 to 2487 code for a protein of 777 amino acids. The transcript is spliced from 2 exons. Gene Ontology annotation, molecular function: protein binding.